AUGAGACGGAUCCAGGGUCUGCCCACGACGGUGUCCCGACCCACCGAGGCAGAUCUCGCCAAUGCCGUAGGCGCACUGACGAACCCCAAAGAGACACCGCUCUGUAUCUGUACCAUUCCAGGCUGCUAUCGACCUUUCCCAGAUCUCACUAAGCUCAGAACGCACAGAAAGGUAGGCCACCAGCGGCCGGACAAGACGGACGGAGCCUUCUGGAGUGAGGUGCUUUGCUGGGCAGAGACGAAGCAGGCCGAGCUACGACGACUUGCAGCUCUUGAGCAACCGGCUCAACCUCACCGAACCCAGCAACCAGUGUAUCAACAGCCGAUGUAUCCUCAGCCAAUGGUCCAGGAGUCCAUGCAAUACGACCAGCAGGCAAUCUUCCAACAGCAGGCCUAUUUCAAUUCUAUGAUGAUGGGCGGCACCGCGCUCUCGCCUGAGCAGAUCCAAGCGCAACAGCAACUGCAAUUCAUGGCGAUGCAGAUGCAAAUGAUGAUGGGCACCAUGCCAGCUCAGCCGCACGGGUACCGGUAG
Molecule: messenger RNA, 531 nt
Organism: Mixia osmundae IAM 14324
Lineage: Eukaryota; Fungi; Basidiomycota; Mixiomycetes; Mixiales; Mixiaceae
Exons: 2
Coding region: 1-531 (176 amino acids)
Source: RefSeq, a predicted model, not a curated record